Habropoda laboriosa is the source of this 598-nucleotide messenger RNA. RefSeq lists its product as uncharacterized. The record is from RefSeq and is a predicted model, not a curated record. Lineage: Eukaryota; Metazoa; Arthropoda; Insecta; Hymenoptera; Apidae. The transcript is spliced from 3 exons. The coding region runs from base 1 to 357 and encodes 118 amino acids.
AUGGCGCCGGGGGUGGCGUUCGCGAUCGGCCUGAUCCUCGUCGUCGGCCAGCUUCAAGAACGGCCGGGCACCCUCGCCAAGAUUUUCACCUUCCCCGAGUAUCCGUACAAGGAGACUACAAAGAAUGAACUUCUCUUCAGGCAAUUCGAGCAGGCUUGCGAGGAGAGCGGAGCUUGCAAGAUGCUUCCGCCGCACAGCAGCGGCAUCGCCAAGACUAGAUGCAUCCGCGAGUGCGUGUCACCGUCCUGUUACAAAGAGAUCUACUUGUUCGAUCAGCUAGAGGAAGGGGAGAUCGACGUGAGAUUAAACUCCUUCAAGGGAUGCUUCAUGCAGCGCAACGGGCGACCGCGAAAGUAACAAAAACCGGGCGGCGCGGGAAGAAGCUGAAGCGCGAGGGAGGCGAAGAGCAGGAGAAGAGGAGCAAAGCAGCAGCUGCCAUAAGAUUGCGAGAGAAGAAGAGGAGAAGGCGGGCAAGGGCAUGAAUUCGAAGCGACAUAAGACGCACCGCGCGAACCGCGUCCGACCAGUUCGAAAAAAGAAAAAAAAUGACAAUUCCCAAGGUGCACCGUCCGGCCGGGGCAUUUAGAGCGAGGCGAGC